This is a messenger RNA of Lonchura striata (white-rumped munia), 2492 nucleotides long. NCBI's taxonomy places the organism in Eukaryota, Metazoa, Chordata, Aves, Passeriformes, Estrildidae. The record is from RefSeq and is a predicted model, not a curated record.
GCGCGGCGAGCGGGGCGCUCUGUCCCCGGUCUCCGGGCUCCCCGGAGACCCCCCGGGAGCCGCGGGGCUCCGGCCGCCGCCCGCCCGGCUCCCCGCGGCCAUGAGCCGCGUCCCGGCCCCGAGGCAGCCGCCGGGGCGGGCGCGGUGCCGCAGCCCCGUCAGGCGUCCGGUGCCGCUGUCCGGGCAGGGCAAGGACAAGGAGAGGAUGAAGGAGGGCAAGGAGAAGGACGCGCGCUACACCAACGGGCACCUCUUCACCACCAUCUCCGUGUCCGGCAUGACCAUGUGCUUCGCCUGCAACAAGAGCAUCACGGCCAAGGAAGCGCUGGUGUGCCCCACCUGCAACGUCACCAUCCACAACCGCUGCAAGGACACGCUGCCCAACUGCACCAAGGUGAAGCAGAAGCAGCAGAAGGCGGCGCUGCUGCUUCCCUUCCCUUCCCUUCCCUUCCCUUCCCUUCCCAACAAGAAUGCCAUCCGGGAGCGCCCCAACUCUGCCAUCUACCCCUCGGAGAGCUUCCGGCAGACGCUGCUGGGGCCCCGCCGCGGCCGCCCCUCCUUGUCCCUCUCCAAGAGCGUCUCCACCACCAACAUCUCGGGGACGUUCAACGAUGACUCCCCCCUGGGCAUCCGGCGGAUCCUGUCCCAGUCCACGGAUUCCCUCAACGUGCGCAACCGCACGCUCUCGGUGGAGUCGCUGAUCGACGAAGGCCCGGACGUCAUCCUGAGCCAGCUGCUGAGCGACCUGGAGGCGGACGGGAAGGAGUUCGAGGCGGAUUCCUGGAGCCUGGCGGUGGAUAACAGCUUCCUGCAGCAGCACCGCAUGGACGUCAUGAAGCGGCAGGACGUCAUCUACGGGCUGUGUCCCUGUCCCCGGGGUGCUCUCCCUGUCCCCGGGCUGCGCAAAGCCUACGCCGAGUUCUGCAGCAAGCACACCAAGGCGCUCAAGGAGUACAAGGACCUGCUGGCCCGGGACAAGCGCUUCCAGCAGUUCAUCCGGAGGGUGACACGAUCCCCCCUCCUCCGCCGCCACGGCGUCCCCGAGUGCAUCCUGCUGGUGACGCAGCGCAUCACCAAGUACCCGGUGCUCAUCGAGCGCAUCCUCAAGAAUUCCAAAGACAACGAAGGGGACUGCGCGGACCUGUCGCGGGCGCUGCGGCUGGUGAAGGAGCUGCUCUCGGCCGUGGACGAGGAGGUUCACGCGUGGGAGCUCCGCGGGCGCCUCUGGGACGUUUUCCGGCGCGUGGAUCCCCGCGCCAAGGUGCCGCUGCUCUGGGACAGCCGGCCCGGAGCCUUCGGGAGGGACGAGCUGCUCCGCAGGAAGCUGGUGCACAGCGGGGGGAUGCUCUGGAAAACGGCGGCCGGGCGCUUCAAAGAGCGGAUGGAGCAGCACGACCGUCAGAUCGCGGCGCUGCUGGAGGACAAGGUCGGCAUCUUUGCCGACAUGCUGGCGCUGGGCAGCGGCUGCUCCGAGCCCCCCCAGGCCCCCCGCGGGACCCCCUUCCCUGGGGAGCCCGGCCGGGCACCCCGCGGGGACGUGCUGCUGCACGACGCCAUCCGGGAAGUGGAGUGCCUGAAGGAGAUUUUCACGGGAUGCACCCGGGAUCGGGAUCAGAACCACAACAACCGCCCCGAGGCCGAGAGCUGCCCCAGCCCCAGCGCCAGCAACGGCGACUCCGGCAGCAUCAACGGCUCCUUGGAAUUCCGGGUGGAUCCAGAGGCUGGGCAGCGGGACGGGAAUGGGAACCAAGUCCCGCCGAGGGGAUCCCAGGAGCUGAGCCACGGCAGCCUCCCCCCCGCCGGCCUCCCGUACCACGCCCCCGCCGUCCCCACCGGGGACGAGCUGGGGUUCCUGGUCACCGAGCCCGAACGGCUGCGCGAGGGUGAGGACACCCUGGACGUGCUCCUGGAGGGCGAGGGGGGCUUGGGGAGCCGCCACUCCCCCCCCGCCAGCCCCCGAGAUUUCCUGAGGAUGCAGGAUAUUCCCGAGGAGGUGGAGAACAGCCAGGAGCUGAAGGAGGGCGACGGGGACAGUUAGGGACCCCCGCAGCCCCCCCGGCACCCCGCGAUUCCCCCCAGGACACGCCGGGGGCCGGAUCCAGCUGUGGGGAGCCGGAUCCAGCUGUGGGGAGCCGGAUCCAGCUGUGGGGAGCAUUGGGAAAAGCGGGAUGGGGACGCUGCUAUUCCCACGGGAGCCUCAUGGGAACGGGCGGGGGGUCGGGUCGCCCCCUCCCCUACUCCAGCCCGGGGGAGGAGCAGGGGUGACAUCGUGUCCCUCGUCUUCCCGCUGGGAUUUAUUUAUUUAUUUGGAUGUUUUGGGGUGUGGGAGGUGGCCCCCGGGCGAGGGAACUUCCAGCUCCUGGGGCAGCGGUGACAGUGACCCCCCUCCCCGAUAUCGGGGGGCUGCCCAAGGGUGGGGCGGGGAGGGACGGGGUCCCCGCGGAAUAACUGUAAAAACAAAGGGCAAAAGAAACGAAAAAUAUUAAAAAAAA